UGCUAACACUAUAUUUUGUGUCUUCUAUUACAGGCUCUUAAAUCUGAUCUACAAUGGAAAAAUUUCUUUUUUAUUUGUUUUUCAUUGGCAUAGCAGUGAGAGCUCAGAUCUGUCCAAAGCGUUGUGUCUGUCAAAUUUUGUCUCCUAAUCUUGCAACCCUUUGUGCCAAGAAAGGGCUUUUAUUUGUUCCACCAAACAUUGACAGAAGAACUGUGGAACUGCGGUUGGCAGACAAUUUUGUUACAAAUAUUAAAAGGAAAGAUUUUGCCAACAUGACUAGCUUGGUGGACCUGACACUAUCCAGGAAUACAAUAAGUUUUAUUACACCUCAUGCAUUUGCUGACCUACGAAAUUUGAGGGCUUUGCAUUUGAAUAGCAACAGAUUGACUAAAAUUACAAAUGAUAUGUUCAGUGGUCUUUCCAAUCUCCAUCAUUUGAUAUUGAACAACAAUCAGCUGACUUUAAUUUCUUCUACAGCAUUUGAUGAUGUAUUUGCCCUUGAGGAGCUGGAUCUGUCAUAUAAUAAUCUAGAAACCAUUCCUUGGGAUGCUGUUGAGAAGAUGGUUAGCUUGCACACCCUUAGUCUGGAUCACAAUAUGAUUGACAACAUUCCCAAGGGGACUUUCUCCCACUUACACAAGAUGACUCGGUUAGACGUAACAUCAAAUAAAUUGCAGAAGCUACCACCUGAUCCUCUCUUUCAGCGAGCUCAGGUACUAGCAACCUCAGGAAUCAUAAGCCCAUCUACUUUUGCAUUAAGUUUUGGUGGAAACCCUUUGCAUUGCAAUUGUGAAUUGUUGUGGUUGAGGCGUCUGUCCAGAGAAGAUGACCUAGAGACCUGUGCUUCUCCUGCACUUUUAACUGGCCGCUACUUUUGGUCAAUUCCCGAGGAAGAGUUUUUGUGUGAGCCUCCUCUCAUUACACGUCACACGCAUGAAAUGAGAGUCCUGGAGGGUCAAAGGGCAACACUGAGGUGCAAAGCCAGGGGAGACCCUGAACCUGCAAUUCACUGGAUUUCCCCUGAAGGGAAGCUUAUUUCAAAUGCAACAAGAUCUCUGGUGUAUGAUAAUGGAACACUUGACAUUCUUAUAACAACUGUAAAGGAUACAGGUGCUUUUACCUGCAUUGCUUCCAAUCCUGCUGGCGAAGCAACACAAACAGUGGAUCUUCAUAUAAUUAAGCUCCCUCACUUACUAAACAGUACAAACCAUAUACAUGAGCCUGAUCCCGGUUCUUCAGAUAUCUCAACUUCUACCAAGUCAGGGUCUAAUGCAAGCAGUAGUAAUGGUGAUACUAAAAUGAGUCAAGAUAAAAUUGUGGUGGCAGAGGCAACAUCAUCAACGGCACUGCUUAAAUUCAAUUUUCAAAGAAAUAUCCCUGGGAUACGUAUGUUUCAAAUCCAGUACAAUGGUACUUUUGAUGACACCCUUGUUUACAGAAUGAUACCUCCUACGAGCAAAACAUUUCUGGUCAAUAAUCUGGCUGCUGGAACUAUGUAUGACUUAUGUGUCUUGGCCAUAUAUGACGAUGGCAUCACUUCCCUCACUGCCACAAGAGUCGUGGGUUGCAUCCAGUUUACUACGGAACAGGAUUAUGUGCGUUGCCAUUUCAUGCAGUCCCAGUUUUUGGGAGGCACCAUGAUUAUUAUUAUUGGGGGAAUAAUUGUAGCAUCUGUGCUGGUUUUCAUCAUCAUUCUAAUGAUCCGGUAUAAGGUUUGUAACAAUAAUGGGCAACACAAGGUUACCAAGGUUAGCAAUGUUUAUUCUCAAACUAAUGGGGCUCAGAUUCAAGGCUGCAGUGUAACACUGCCCCAGUCCAUGUCCAAACAAGCUGUGGGACAUGAAGAGAAUGCCCAGUGUUGUAAAGCUGCCAGUGACAAUGUGAUUCAAUCUUCAGAAACUUGUUCCAGUCAGGACUCCUCUACCACUACCUCUGCUUUGCCUCCUUCUUGGACUUCAAGCACUUCUGUGUCCCAAAAGCAGAAAAGAAAGACUAGCACAAAGCCAAGUACCGAACCACAGAAUGAAGCUGUCACAAAUGUUGAGUCCCAAAACACUAACAGGAACAACUCAACUGCAUUGCAGUUAGCUAGCCGACCUCCUGAUUCCACCACAGAGGAGCCCUCAUCUAAAAGAGCACAUACAAAGCCAAGUAAGUUUCUCACUUUGCCUGCUGAGAGAUCCAGAGCAAGGCACAGGUACUCCCUGAAUGGAGAAUUAAAAGAAUACUAUUGUUAUAUUAACUCACCGAACACAUGUGGACUAUUUUCUAAAAGAAGCAUGUCUAUGAAUGGGAUGUUAAUUCAGUCCAACAGUUGUGAUGGUCAUAGUGGAAAAGCAACUCUUUCAAAUUCUGAGUGGAUAUUGGAAAGCUCUGUGUAAUCUAUAUUUCUUUUAAAUGAAAAAUCAGUUUGAGAACUCACAUGGGCAAUUGGAAUUUGUAAUUCCAGUCUUGUCUCUCUGAUACAUGGCUAAUAGAGCCCAGGUUGUGUAUAAAUCUUCUAGGGUAUAUAUUUCAACAUAUGUAUAUAUAUAUGUUGGAAGGUAACAUCAAUAAAAUGGUUAAGGGGAAAAAAAAGCAUGAGAUAGCAGCAGUGCCUUUCCCUAUGCUAGGACCAACUUCUAGGUUCUGCAACAGCAAAUCACAAAAUGGAAGCUGUCAUAGGAAAAAAAAAAAAGUCUUACAUAAAAAUGAUAUUUUCUCCAAUUUUACAAAGGACCACCUAUGGAUAAUUGGUAUUUUUUAAUGAAUAGACUGACUAUUUUCUUUCAAUGGCAAUGGUUUUGCCUUUGUUUUUAGGAAAAUGUUGUAGAGAAAACCCCAUGUUGUUUUGUUAUUUAAAACAUAAUAGUCAAUUAGUAUACCCAGACAAUAAUAAAAUCAAUAUCUUUCUAAACAACAUCCUUGGUUCAGGUGCCUUAACAGUUCUAAGAUAUUUCUAAUCCAUGACACAGUUAUUUUCAGUGGAAAGAAGAAAAUGGCAUUUAUUUUUCAUUUAUCAAAAAUUCCAAUUAGUUUUAAGUCACAGACCACAAUUCCGUAUGCAUCUACAUGGACAUAUGAAAGUGUUUUCAUUCAUUUAAUACACAUUAGCUGAGUGAAUGAAUUUUAUAUGGCUCUUAAUGCAAGUUAAAGAGGGAGACAAAAAUACAAGACUUCUCUUGUAUCAAAGGGGUGCUCAUUUUUAUCACCAACUAAAAUUUUAAAAAAAACUAAAAACUUCUAAUGGAGUUCUCAUUACAUUUUUAAGUGAUAUAAAGUCAUUGCUCAUUAACCAGAUAGUGGCUUUUUUCUUUUUUGCACUAUACUUCUGCAUUUGAAUGUUUCUCUCUUAAAGUAAAUGCAUUUAUUAUUCUAACCAAAACCUGUGACAAAUUUAAUUAAAAAUCAUGCAGCUCAGUGAGAAUGCAUGGUUUUACAAAAGAAUUUUAAAUUUAGUCAGAAAAUAUUGUUCCUUGAUAAUAUGGUAUUCUUGGAAAUUCAUUAUAAUCAAGGUCUAUAGAUAAAUGUUCGUAUCUACUUGUUGAAAACUUAAUUAUAUGCUAACUUGAUAUUUUACUGGAGAUUCAUAAGUGGGGUUAACGUGAAGUGUGUUUUGUUUUGUUUUGAGAAUAAGGCUCAUGUGAGAACUUAGACACAUUACCUUACACAAAAGAACAUGAAAUUUUAGCCAUAAUAAGAUAUACUUUCCUGUCUUGUGUAAAUUACUACCUGGGAGUAAGUUAAACACACAGUAAAAGUUUAUUAACUCUUUCAGAUCACUUGAAAUACCAUUUAAAGCACAGAUGAGGAAUGUUGAAUCAUUAGUUUAGUUUCCGUCUUCUAGAAGCAUAUAAACAUUUAUAUAAGUUAAUUUUAACUUGACAGAGGAACAUCUUAUCAU
Molecule: messenger RNA, 3883 nt
Organism: Microcebus murinus (gray mouse lemur)
Lineage: Eukaryota; Metazoa; Chordata; Mammalia; Primates; Cheirogaleidae
Source: RefSeq, a predicted model, not a curated record